Rhododendron vialii is the source of this 4477-nucleotide messenger RNA. RefSeq names its product F-box protein At5g07610-like. Lineage: Eukaryota; Viridiplantae; Streptophyta; Magnoliopsida; Ericales; Ericaceae. The record is from RefSeq and is a predicted model, not a curated record. The coding region runs from base 3162 to 4211 and encodes 349 amino acids. The transcript has a single exon.
UAGAUAUCAUAUAAGACUGAAAUGAUAUGAAGAAAAUAACACGUGCAACGAACGUGCUAUAACACUAGUCAAACAUGAAUGCGGCCGGUGGAGGGAUGGCGUGGGAGGUUUAGGGUUUUCUAGGUGUAGUUGAGGUUUUGGGUCUAGGGAUGAGCUUGGGCCCUUGUUUUGGUCCAUUCUCUGAUUUUAGGUGUUUGGGCUUUGACCAAUUUGGAUGUAGCCAACCCUUGGUUAUCCCCUCCUUCAACAUUUUUUCAAUAAAAUGUUUUCCUUUGCCCAAAAAUAAAAAAAAAUAAAAAAAAUAAAAAAACUUGUCAAACAGAAAAGUCUAGAGGAAACUCUUGUCAUUCUGCAACCCCUGUGUGCGGACAACAAUGAUCAUCUUGGACAGUUGUAAGUUGUCCAUUAAAUUGAAAUAUUCUCGAAGAUAAGAAAACGACUACACAUUCGGGGAGAAGUUCAAUGGAACACGGAAUGUUGACUGAGAAUAAUGAAUGAAUACAGGGAAAUAAGUCUCGAAAUUCCUUGUUUUGUUUGUUUCUUGGUUAGUUUGAAAUUUCAUAGUCAAAGACAAGAAGUUUACAGCGCACAAUGUUUGAAUCAUGUAAAGGUCUUAUUAUGAACACGUAAACAACAGGCAACUCCAGUACAUGUCUAUGUUAUAUAUAUACACAAGUUCAUCAACACACUUUUGUCCACAACUCCAGGCAACAAUUGCGCGCGUUGGUGAUCGAUCGAUAUGAUUUCGAUUGGAUCUAACAACGAGUCGAGAGUCGAAGCCUCCGACAGCCCCACACCCAUGUCGUCGUCAGCAGAAAAAGUCAUUGUCAACUGUGACAUAUUUACCGAAAUCCUGAUCCGUCUACCGGUAAAAUCUCUCUUCCGCUUCAAAUCCGUCUCGAAAAACUGGAAUUAUCACGCUUUCGAUUUUCAACAUAAAUAACAAUACCAUUUUAAAUACAAAUCCUCACAAUAGUACAUACAAUACCCCCAAAAUACAUUACAGUUUCCAAAUCCACAAGUCUGUCCAACCGAUACAGUAUUCCAAAAAUAGAGAAAACAAUACAAUGCAAUUUGUUUUACGAAGUUAGACAAGUACUUCCAAAAAUAACUUAGGUCUGUGAUGUCUGCAUGCAAUCCAUACUCUCCAUGACUGCGCCCUUGUGAUGUACCUGAAAAUGAUAGGUUGAGUUAUACUAGCCCAGUAGAGAAAUCUAUAUGCAAGUUAUAAGAAAAUAUAAUGAGUCAUGCACCUAAAGUGGAUGAAUACAACGAGAUACCACAAAGAAACAUGAGACUUCCACCACGAACGAGCAUACUACAACCAGUAGACCAUGAAUGAAUAUGGGUAUUCCUAAGAGCUCAUACGCCAAACUAGAAGCAUAAACCAACUCGAAUUAUCCUAAUUAGACCACAAUUUGUCCACACCUGUUAGUUGUCCAUUGCUACACAAAUACUCCAUUCUGCCUCUAUCUACACGUAUAUGCAAUGAUCACGUGCCAACAGUAAUAUGUGAACAACGAUAUAUAUGUACAACGAUAUAUAUGUACAACGAAUCCCAAGAUGUUAAUGACAACGAGUAUACCUCUCGGCAAAAUAGUACGAACAUUCACUAAAUUCCCUUUUUUGAACAUAAUCAAUUCGUCUUGUAUUUCUCAAGCAUUAACCAUUUUCCGUUUCAAUACAAUUCUGGGCAUUUGGGACUCCAUGCGUCCACUAAAAACCUUUCAUUCUUGUCCGGGCGUUUGGGAUCCCGUGCGUCCACUAGAAACCUUUCAUUCUUGUCCGGGCGUUUGGGACCCCGUGCGUCCCAUGUUCAUUCCGGCAUCGCACCAUCCGGUGGAUUCAUGGCUUUCUUCAUAUUCGUCGUAUCGUUCUAUUUCUUGUUUCACAUUUCAUAUUCUUGAAUGACCUCUUUCUCAACUUAUAACCAAUCUAUAUCAUCCAUACAAUAUGCCACAUGAUCUCAUUAUAUCCACUUACCAAUUGAUCAUUAACGUUUCAAAGCACUCCGAAACAAUCAACUAUAUCAUAGCAUCAACUAGUAGAUAAGUAUACUCAUUUCCCCUAUAUAUAUCACCGGCCACAUCCUUCACAACAUACUGAACUCAUAAGUAACUUUACGACAUACUAACCAUUAGCCUCUAUACUAGAAUCUUAUAAAACGAGAGCCCAAGAAGUUUAGGAAGAUCAACGAGAUGAAUCACAAGGAUAUGAGUUACAAUGGUACAUUUCGGAUCACUAGCCAGACUCACGAUUGCCCAUCAUACUCACCACAAUGCCUCGUAUAACCUAUAGUACACCUAAACAUCCUUACGGUACAUUUUUUCAUUUACAACGGUGCUAAGAUUACGCUUAACAAGUAUCGAGGGAUUGAAAUGAUCAAUGAAUCAUUGGAACCCAAAGUAAUCAAGUUUAGGGAUGGUUUAACAAUGUUUAGAGUGUGUUAGAAGUAGUCGGGAGUCAAUACAAUCGGAGGGAAUUCAACAUCCUCAAAACUAUUUUCUGACCACUAGGUACCGAUACCAUAAAACAUAGGUAUCGGUACCAAACCAAUCCAGAGAGCAAUUAGAAAUCAAGGUACCGGUACCUCAAAAAGUAGGUACCGGUACCAAUGCAUUACACCAGGCGAUUUUGCAAAAAAUUGAGAAUGAGCACGAAGUCAAAAUCCAACGAACUAAAGCACGAUUUAGGGACAUAACCAUCACAUAAACUCAUAACAAGAGUAAGAAAUACCUACCUCAAGUCAAGGAUCGAAACCCACACGAUUUGAGCAAGUCCUAGCUCUCCAAACUUCGAAAUCAACCGAAUACUCCUCCUCCGAGCGAAACCCACGAAAUUCAAGCUCAAGACUACGGUUGAGGGGUGGAAUGGAGGUGGAUCUUAGUGGUGUUUUGGUGGAAUUUUGGGCGAGAGAGCAAGGGAGUGAGAGAGAGAGCCGAGAGAGAGAUCGGGAGAUGAGAGAGAGAGAGGAUUGGGGAAUUUUUCUCCCAUACACACACACCCACACCCACACAUAUAUAUACUCACACAAUCACAAAUUGCAUAUAUACCCCUCUACAAACAACCUUCCCACAUUGACCCCAAAUCAAAUAUUCAAUAAAUCCCUUAUUUAUUCCAUAUUCUAAUAUUAUAAAACCUUUAAACGAUUUUCCAAAAAUAUGGGUCUCAAUAGGAACUCUUUGAUUUCCAGUCCCCACGUCGCUCGCCUCUGGAACCCUAACCUUUGUUUUGUUUUUGGCCUAUUCUUGCACUCUACCAAACAUGGUACUUGUAUGUUCCGCUGGAGCGAGCGUACAAAGCACCUCAACCUUGGACUCAAAUUCAUCCCUCUCAAGAAUGGGAAAGUCCCAGCUCAUGAACCUAAUGAUCAUGAUGCCUCCAUCAAAUCUCUCACGCGUUUUCCGAAUCUCUCCGAUGUUAUAGUCUUAAAUUCAUGUCAUGGACUCUUAUUCUGUUUAGGCUAUAACGAGGUUGAGGGUAAAGGCAGACAUCAUAUCCUUAAUCCUACCACCAAACAAUUCAAAACACUUCCCCAGCCCCAUCAAGAUGGCCUUGAAGAUCUAUGCUUAGCUUACGACCCAUCAGAAUCACCUCGCUACAAAGUCAUCGGCCUUUGGAGAUCGGUUUCUAUUUUGCAGCGGGAGACCUACUACCAUAUCGAGAUAUAUUCGUUUGAUACCGGCUCUUGGCGGCCUUCCGGGGAUUCUUACAUGGUUGACGAGGUUGAUUUCCCUGAGACCUUAUUUCAUGGUGGGCUUUACUGGAACGGUGCGGUUAACUGGUUGAAUUUGGGGCUUAGGGAUUCGUUGUACUUCCACAUUGACCAAGAACGGCUUGGGACCAUACCGAUGCCUCCUGCUCCUCACGGGAAGUGGUGGUAUGACAGAGCAUACAUGUAUUCCGGGAAGUCCCGCGGCCAUUUGCACCACUCUGAGAUGUACAAUCAAACAACCCGGCUAACGGUUUAUGAGAUGGAGAGAGACUACUCCGGGUGGUUCAUGAAGUACAACGUUGAUAUAGCCGCGGUUGGAUUCGCGUUUCCUGAACUGGUGCAGAUUCCUAAUAACUGGUACAUCGGUUGUAGUGUUUUUGAUAUUAUACGCGAAGAAAGUGACGAGGAAUCGUAUAUGGUGAUUUCCGUAGGUGGAAAGUUUGUCGAAUACAGACUUGUUGACGGGAGUUUCAAAACCAUAUAUGAUGCUUCAUAGCACAAUGAUGGCAACGAUCCUUUGCUAUACUACCACUAGUGUAAUUCUCAUGAAUACAUCGAGUCUCCCUCUUGUAUUUGACAAGGGUGUUUUUUUUAACAACCAUUAAUUUACUGGUUUCGUUAUUACCCUCGUGUUUUGAAAUCUUAAGUAACUUUUGUUGAAAUAUUGUGAUUUGUGAGUCUGUGUCUUAAUUUCUAACAUGACGUUAAGAUGACUCAGCUACCAUUGUAUUGAACUGGAUCUGCUGUAUAAAAAGUUCAUUU